GAAAUUCAGAAGUUCCCCUGCAAAUCACACCCUACAAACAGCAAGAUGAUGGUUGCGGUGUUGUAACGUCUCCACGUUGAGUCAGUAACAUAGGCAAAUCUGUGACCAAGGAGACUCCAGAGUGCCGCUUUAAUUAAGUGCACCUGAUUUCAUGAAGAACAUCUGUGUGACGCAACUCUCAUGAUCCACUUAUGGCCACAACACAAUUUUGAAGCGACGUGACCAGUCUAUUGUAGUUCGUCAGGAUGGGGCGGAAGGAUGCAGCCAUGCAGGACACCGAGAAAAGGCACUUCAGCAAUGUCAAGUAUCACCGUAUACAACGCACGGACGAUGGCUUCAUCGAUAUUCAGUUUCAGAAGACGUUGACCCGGAUACCAAAGAAGGCCAUAGCGCUGGCAACAUUUCUAUUUGUCAUGGGCUCUACAUUGAUUGUUAUGUCAUCGUUCAUCUUCACGGGCUUCAUCGACGACAAGUACUACGACAGCAGAUGGCCACUUCUUGUUCUGGGAUCCUUGAUGUUUAUUCCAGGGGUCUACCAUGUCCGAAUUGCUUAUUACGCUUACAAGAAGUACCCAGGGUACACGUACGAUGAUAUUCCAGAUUUUGAUUAGGUGCUUUCUGCUCUGUGGAUGCACAGUUUGUUUGUGUUUGCACUCAGCUGUGUUGAUGUGCAAUCGAAGCGAUGCGUGUGUGAAUUGUUGCGAUAUCUAGAC
This is a messenger RNA of Ixodes scapularis (black-legged tick), 713 nucleotides long. Its product is annotated as transmembrane protein 230. The coding region runs from base 246 to 611 and encodes 121 amino acids. Gene Ontology annotation, cellular component: endomembrane system. The transcript has 5 exons. The record is from RefSeq and is a predicted model, not a curated record. Lineage: Eukaryota; Metazoa; Arthropoda; Arachnida; Ixodida; Ixodidae.